This is a messenger RNA of Hansenula anomala, 990 nucleotides long. RefSeq lists its product as uncharacterized. The transcript has a single exon. NCBI's taxonomy places the organism in Eukaryota, Fungi, Ascomycota, Saccharomycetes, Phaffomycetales, Wickerhamomycetaceae. The record is from RefSeq and is a predicted model, not a curated record. Gene Ontology annotation, molecular function: nucleotidase activity. The coding region runs from base 1 to 990 and encodes 329 amino acids.
AUGAAACUCUCAUCAAUUUUGACUGCUUUAACCACUGUCGUUUCUACAGCUUUAGCUAAAAACAUUGUCUUAACCAAUGAUGACGGUUGGGCUUCAACUGAAAUCAGAGCCACUUAUAGAUCUUUAACUCAAGCCGGUCAUAAUGUUUACUUGGUCGCUCCAUUAGAACAAAGAUCUGGAUUCGGUGGUCAAUUCGUCUUUUCAUUCACAAACACCUUACUACAUGAUGAUCAAUUCCAUUUCAAAAAAGCUGGUGACCCAGCUUGGGGUCAUGAACCAAAUGAUGAUCAUAUUUGGUACUUUAAUGCUACCCCAGCUGCUUGUGUCGGUUUUGCUUUUGAUUAUUUAUUGCCAACAUACUUUUCAAAUGUCUCAAUUGAUUUGAUUGUCUCUGGUGUUAAUCAAGGUUUGAACUUGGAUGAUUCUAUGUUUACCAUCUCUGGUACUAUUGGUGCUACUUAUAAUGCCAUUUACAGAGGUCAUUCUGCUAUUGCCUUCUCCGGUUCUACUUCAAACAACUCAUUCUACAAGGAUUCAUUGAAUGAAGAUCCAAAUGACCCAGCAAACAUUUAUGCUUCAAAAGUUGUUGAGUUAACUUCAAAAGUCUUUGAAAGUCAAGGUGAAAAUGAAAGAGCUUUACCUCUUGGUGUUGGUCUUAACGUCAACUUUCCAAAAGUUACCACAUUAACUAAAGAUAAUAGUUGUUCAAACCCACCAUUUGUCUUUUCAAGAUUGACUGGUAAAGAUGUCGCCAUUUCAGCUCUUAAAUUCAAUGAAACUACAGGUUUGUUCGAAUAUUCGUCAAUUAAACAUGGUACUGAUGCUACUGCUACUAGAUAUAAUGGUAUUUUAAGUUUACCAAAUGAAAACUCAGUCAUCAAUACAGGCUGCUAUACUCCCGUCAGUGCCUUCUCUAUUGAUUACACUGCUCCAAUCGAACAAUCAAACGAAGUUCAUGGUUUAAUUUCUGACCUUUUGGUUGAAUUAUGA